Messenger RNA from Salarias fasciatus (jewelled blenny), 2413 nucleotides. RefSeq names its product protocadherin alpha-8-like. NCBI's taxonomy places the organism in Eukaryota, Metazoa, Chordata, Actinopteri, Blenniiformes, Blenniidae. Gene Ontology annotation, biological process: homophilic cell-cell adhesion. Gene Ontology annotation, molecular function: calcium ion binding. The record is from RefSeq and is a predicted model, not a curated record. The coding region runs from base 11 to 2413 and encodes 800 amino acids. Gene Ontology annotation, cellular component: plasma membrane. The transcript has 2 exons.
CUAAACCUAAAUGAUGGAAGCUGGAGGACAAAGAAGAGCAAUGCUGGCCUGGUGGGUCGCUCUCGGAUUUUCUGUAAUGCUGAACUGUGUGGUCCCUGUUUCAUCCCAGGUAAAAUACUCGAUUCCCGAGGAAGUUAAAGUUGGAUCAGUGGUUGGGAAUAUCGCCAGAGAUUUGGGAUUGGAUAUAUCAUCGCUGAACGAAAGACAAUUUCGAAUAGUCUCGGGAACCGAAGAUGCUCACUUUAACGUGAAUCAGAACAAUGGGCUGCUGUACGUGAACGGCAAUAUCGACCGAGAGAAGCUAUGUGAACAUAUUUCUCCAUGUUUAAUGAACCUGAAAAUGGUCGCUGAGAAUCCAAUGGAAAUACAUUAUGUGGCAGUUGAAAUCAUCGAUGUGAAUGACAAUUCACCGAGUUUUCAAGAGGAAGAAAAAAUAAUUGAAAUUUCGGAAUCCACUCUUCCAAACAAACGUUUCCAGUUGCCAAGUGCACGAGAUACAGAUGUUCUGACGAACACAGUGCGAGUGUAUAAAAUUAACCAAAAUGAUUAUUUCACGAUACAGAUUCGAGAAAGAGGAGAGGACAAAAUACCAUUCUUGGUGUUACAAAAAUCCCUGGAUCGGGAAAAACAACAUGAGAUCAGACUAAUUUUAACAGCAGUUGACGGUGGGAAUCCAUCAAGAUCUGGGACUCUAAAUGUCACUGUAAUAGUGCUCGAUUCAAAUGAUAAUCACCCUAUAUUUAGUCAAGAAGUUUAUUCAGUAACAAUACCAGAGAAUGUAGAUCUGGAUACAAGUGUGAUUACAGUAAGCGCUAACGACCGAGAUGAAGGUUCAAAUGGAGAAGUUGAAUAUUUUUUUGGCAGUGAACUUGAUCCGACACUAUACAAUGUGUUCUAUAUUAAUAAAAACACAGGGGAAAUUCGAAUAAAGGGAGAAAUAGACUUUGAAAAGACAGACACUUAUAAGUUAGAUGUCCAUGCCACUGACAAAGGGCAGCCUCCCAUGAGUACUGACUGCAGGGUGAUUAUAAAAGUACUUGAUGCAAACGAUAAUAAACCAAAAAUAGAAGUGACUUCUCUGUCAAAGACAGUGACAGAAAGUUCAAAGCUUGGGACUGUCGUUUCUUUAAUAAGUAUAACAGACGAAGACGCCGGUUUAAAUGGUAAACUUAUAUGCAGUCUUUCAGAUGAUGUUCCAUUUGAUUUAAAACCGUCAUUUCAAGAUAACAUGUACUCUGUUGUUGUAAAACAGCAUUUGGAUCGUGAAUCCGUUUCUCAUUAUGACGUCAUAAUAAAAGCUACAGACUGUGGUCAGCCUCCUCUGUCCACAUUUAAAACCCUGAGUAUUGAUGUAGCUGAUGUUAAUGAUAAUCGGCCAGAGUUUUUGAAUAAUCCAGUUGAACUUUAUCUAGUAGAAAAUAACGUUCCUGGAAACACCAUAUUUUCUGUUUCUGCUUCAGACAAAGACUUGAACGAAAACGCAGCUUUAACUUACCAUAUUGUUAGAGAGGAACAUAGCCAUCAGAAGAUUGCUGCAUUUCUAAAUAUAAAUUCAGAUAAUGGACAAAUAUCAGCUCUGAAAAGUUUCGAUUUUGAAAUUCUGAAAACUUUCCAGUUCCAAGUUGUUGCCACAGAUUCUGGAACUCCGUCACUCAGCAACAACGUGACAGUCAACGUGUUCAUUCUGGAUCAAAACGACAACGCUCCAGUCAUACUCUAUCCACUCAGCUCCAACGGCUCUGCUGAAGGUGUGGAGGAGAUUCCCCGCAAUGUCAACGCAGGACACCUGGUGACUAAAGUCAGAGCCUAUGACGCUGAUAUAGGAUAUAACGGCUGGCUGUUGUUCUCACUGCAGGAAGUCACUGACCACAGUCUCUUUGGUUUGGACCGCUACACAGGACAGAUCAGGACACUUCGUUCAUUCACAGAGACAGACGAGGCUGAACAUAAACUGGUCAUCCUGGUCAAAGACAAUGGGAAUGUCUCACUGUCAGCAACAGCCACUGUGAUUGUCAAACUUGUGGAGCCCAAGGAGGCCUUUGCAGCUUCUGAUGUGAAAAGUGCAGCAAAAGUGGAGGAGGAGGACAAUGUUACAUUUUACCUGAUGAUAACUCUGGGAGCUGUCUCUAUACUUUUUCUAUUCAGCAUUAUAGUGCUGAUUGCAAUGCAGUGCUCCAAAUCCACGGACUACACUUCGAAAUAUCUACAAGAAACUAAUUAUGAUGGGACACUGUGUCACAGCAUUCAGUACAGAUCCGGAGAUAAACGAUAUAUGCUAGUUGGCCCCAGAAUGAGCAUUGGAUCUACAAUUGUUCCUGGCAGUCACGCAAAUACACUUGUCCUACCGGACAGGAGAAAAACUUCUGAAGAGCUGGUAGAUGGCAACGAGCAGUCCCGAGCACAGCCUCAGUGA